Molecule: messenger RNA, 1275 nt
Organism: Scheffersomyces amazonensis
Lineage: Eukaryota; Fungi; Ascomycota; Pichiomycetes; Serinales; Debaryomycetaceae
Exons: 1
Coding region: 373-1251 (292 amino acids)
Source: RefSeq, a predicted model, not a curated record
UACCACCAAACUCCAACACUUAUUAAUCUAUAAUAAUAUAUAACAGUUAAUUAAUCUUAAUAAUCUUUAACUAUAAUUUAUUAUUUAUUUAACUAAUAAAUACCCUGCCUUGUCCAUAGGUAUCCUGGAUAAAUUCCCCUAGUCCCCUAAACCUGCACAUACACGCACGGAAAAUAACUCACUCACUUUACUUCAUCUCAAUGCCACAAACCUCAAUUGGGAUAUGCCGAUAGAAAAAGAAAUUUUUCAAUACUUGGCUAUAGUAAUGAGUUACUAGUUAUUAGUUAUUAUUAGUUAUUAUUAGUUAUAUAUGUAUAUAUAUAUUUGUUCUAGAUUUUAGUUAGUUCAAGUAUCAUAUGAAUAUAUAAUAUAAUGUUAACAACUAGACUAAUUUCUAGUUAUGUUGGUAUACGAUCAAUAGUAAAGGGGACGAAUUAUUUGAAGUUUUCGAAUCGAUUUUACACUGUUAAGCCUAAACUAACAAAACCAACUACUCCUAUAAAUAAAGUAGUAAAAGGAUUAUAUGAAGAUCCUAAUAAAUAUUCUACUAUAUUAACAAAAUAUGGUUGGUUUGCCAUACCGUCUACUCAUUACGGAUCUAAAUGGACAAUUGCAAAUAUUGAAUCAUUUAUUGAAUCUCAACCUCAAGAUUCUAUAGAUACUUCAAAUAUUCCUCAAUUACAAAAUUUAAUUAAUGAAAAAUGGGUACCAGAAGCUGAUUUAUCUAAUAUUAUUAAGGUUAAAAAGUUGACUCCAAAAGAAAUAGCUCAUCAAAAAAAUGAAGAACUUUACAUGUCACAAUUAAUAGGAGAUCGAACUAUAGAAGUUGACGUAAAUGAUAAAUCUUCAAAUUCCGAUGAUGGUAGUUCAAAAAAGACAACAAAAAAGAUUGGUUUUAUUCAUGCUUGGAAUUAUUACGUUUCAUUAGAAUAUACUAGAAGAGGUGGAGAGUAUAAAAAAGUUAAAUUGGAAAUUGCUGAAGCAUGGAAAAAAAUUAGUUUGGAAGAGAAAGAUUAUUACCGUAAUGAAUAUAUUAAAUUAUUGGAAUCAGGUAAGGAAAUAUUGCAUGGUAAGGUAGUAGAUCGAGAAGUUAAGUUGAAACAAAAUCAACGUCGUGAAGAUGCCAAAAGAAGAGCAAAAGAAAGAGCAAAAGCAAAAGCUGAAGCUGAAAACCGAGCUGAAGCUAAAAGUCAAGCUGAUACUACUAUAGUUGAUGUUGAUACUGAUCCUAAUGUUAAUGUAAAAAUAUAAGAAAAUUUAUAAUUUAUUUAUUAA